CAGCAUGAACAAGUGGAAGUUCUUCGCCUUUGUAGUACUCGAACUCCAAUUUUCAUUGGCCAUGAGGGCCUUCCACGGACCCUGUCCCGAUAAUAUGACUGCAGUUGGAGACUUGGAUAUGAAUCGAUUUGAAGGAAAGUGGUACACACACUCCAUUUAUCCUCCUCUCUCAUUGCGAGUGCCAAAAUGUCAGUCGACGGAAUUCGUAGAGGACGCCGCGGAUAAAUAUCAUGUGACUGCCCGUGAACUGAACUCUCAAACCGGCACAAUAAAGGUAAGAAAUGCGGAAAUAAUAAAAAUAGAGGAAAAUAUGGGAAGGUAUAUUUUGGGCACAAGAAAUACAGCAUUUCCUGAGGGGGUUCAAAUUUAUGUACUGGAUACGGACUAUGUUAACUUUGCCAUACGCUUUAUGUGCUUCGAUGCCAGCAACAUUUUUAGCUUUCAUUGGGCCGUCAUCCAGACCCGAAAACGACUACCUCCUUCGGAAAUAGUUUAUAUGGCCCAGCACUUUGGUCAAAAGGCUGGUCUGGUUAUAAGUGACAUGAGUAAAGUGCCCCAGGAGUCGUGUCCUGCAGAUACCUAAAUUGGAUUUAUUUGUGUUGAUAUGUA
This is a messenger RNA of Drosophila rhopaloa, 609 nucleotides long. RefSeq names its product apolipoprotein D. The record is from RefSeq and is a predicted model, not a curated record. The transcript is spliced from 5 exons. Bases 5 to 583 code for a protein of 192 amino acids. Lineage: Eukaryota; Metazoa; Arthropoda; Insecta; Diptera; Drosophilidae.